Thlaspi arvense is the source of this 1617-nucleotide messenger RNA. NCBI's taxonomy places the organism in Eukaryota, Viridiplantae, Streptophyta, Magnoliopsida, Brassicales, Brassicaceae. The record is from the annotation of a GenBank genome assembly.
AUGGGAUCCAUAUCGGCAGCUUCGGGAACCACCGUCUUAUCCUCCAAUCUCCGUCGCCACAACAACCAGCGAUCAGGUCUGUACGACCGUCGCCAUGAGAAUCUAUCCGUCGUCUCGUCUUCACAACCGUUUCUUAUGCCGCGGCAGAGAUGGCUCAACGUCACCGAGACGAGGUUGAGAAGAGAGAUUCUGAGGAUGAAUUUCGUCGCCGGAGCUGCUGAUUCCACGAGCUCGUCUCCUUCCGUGGCUUCCGGUGAUAAAACCUUAAUCCCCGAUGAAGAAUUCACUCUAGCUAAGAUUUCAUUUGGUGUUAUUGGGCUAAGUCUCGGGGUUUCGCUCCUCUCGUACGGUUUCGGAGCGUAUUUUAACAUCUUGCCUGGAUCUGAGUGGUCUGCUAUAAUGCUUACGUAUGGAUUUCCUCUUGCUAUAAUCGGAAUGGCACUCAAGUACGCAGAACUCAGACCAGUUCCUUGCUUGAGUUACUCAGAUGCCGUGAAGCUUAGGGAAAGCUGCGCUACUCCUAUUUUAACGCAGGUUAGAAGUGAUGUCACGAGAUACCGCUAUGGAGAUGAACAACAUUUGGAAGAAGCACUAAAACGGAUCUUUCAAUAUGGACUGGGCGGAGGAAUCCCAAGACGUAGUGCACCUAUCUUAACGAUGAUAAGGGAAGAGGUCCUGACCGAUGGUCGUUACUGUUUGGUCCUUGUAUUUGAGGCCAAAGCUCUGAAGUUGUCAGAUUUCGAACAAAGACAGGCGAAAUUCACUUCCUUCUUUGGACCAAACAUCACUGCAGAAGUUGGUGGUAGGGAUUUGAAAAAGGGAAUAUCUCUUAUGGACUGGAUAAGUGAGCUGCCUCAUACUCUACUCUUGAGAGUAAUGUCUUUACUGCCCAGUGCUAAAGGUGUUGUGGUUAAAAUGGUUUUAUCAAAACGAUGGAAGUUUCUUUGGAUGUAUCUGCUUCUGCAUGAGGCCCCAGUGAUAGAGAGCUUGCAUUUCAAACUUUGUGAAAUCUCUGGUGCUGAAGAUAUCCGAGUGUGGAUUAGAGCUGCGAGUAAGUGCUCUGUGCGUGAGCUAAUUUUCGAAUUCGACAGCUCUUUUAGUGAAUCUCCAUCCGUAGUUCCAAGGAUUUUGUACACAGGGUGUACGAUGCUUGUGACGCUGAAACUAAAUAACGUGGUUCUUUCCCAUGUUUCAUCUCCGGUGUCUUUCCCCAUUCUCAAAACUUUGAGUCUUUUAUCUGUUGUGUAUCCUCAUGAACAAUUUGUCUACAGUCUUUUAUCCCAUUGUCAUGUUCUUGAAGACUUGAAGACUGAAAGAAGCCAAUAUGACAAUGUGUCUGUUUUCACCGUGAGAGUUCCUUCUCUAAAGAGAGUGGGUUUUUGUGUCAUUGAGAAUGAAAUGCCUAACAUUGUUGAGGCAAACGUUGACGUUACUUAUCCUCAUCCUGAUGAGUUUCUGAGUUGUAUUACUUCAGUCAAGCGUCUCUUUAUGUGUUUAUCAACCUCAAAGGAUUUGUAUCCUGUUGGUACUGUCUUCAAACGUCUUGUGCAUUUAACGCUAUGCACAUGUAAUAAAGAGUGGUUGAAUAUACUUAUGUCUAUUCUCAGAGACUCCUAA